CACACAACAGAUAAAUCCGCAAUGCGAUUAUGCAUUUGCACGCAAAAUAUAUGUAUAUAAAAUACUUUAUCAUUUCGUAGGAACAAACAAACCGGUGCACCUGCGCUUCGCGCGUGCGAUAAGGUUCACAAAUCUCUGAUAUCUCAAUUACAAUACGUUAAUCGCAUUAUCAAACCAAAAAAAUUAUGACAGAUUAUGACGAUGGCAUUUGAUAUAAGAUCGUAUAAAGCAGCAAACAAACUGACGAUAUAUUUAGUGGCGUCUUUAUACAUAUGUAAUAUAUAACACCACGCGCAAAAUCGCACAAUUUAUUUCGAUCCCAACAAUCCACGCAACUGCAAUCUCAUCAAAUGACAACGAUGCUACUGCCAACCUUUCUUUUCUCGAUUCUGGCGUUCGUUAGAACGAUGCCGAGUCUUCCAGUGUUUGAUCAAACGGAUAUCUCGUCGAUAGAUCACCGGAUAUCAGCAGCAAUCAACGAAUUCAUAGAUCCGCAAUCUCCCCUAGUCCACCCAGACGCGGAUCUUACCACUCUGGAAUUAGUGAACAAAUACGGCUACAACGGUCAGCUACACAAAGUAACCACAUCUGAUGGUUAUAUUUUGGAAUUACAUCGAUUAACAGGACGAGCAAAUUCGAGUAAUUCGGAAGUGCAAAAGCCUGUUGCGUUUGUUAUGCACGGCCUUUUGUGUAGUUCGGCAGGUUGGGUCGUUGCUGGGCCCGAGAAAGGUUUAGCAUACGUUUUGUCGGAUGCGGGAUAUGACGUGUGGCUUGGUAAUGCGCGUGGUUCCUUGUAUUCGCGUGAACAUGUGUCUUUGUCUGUCCUUGACAAAGAGUAUUGGGAUUUCAGCUGGCACGAAAUCGGCACGCGCGAUCUUCCUGCGAUAAUAGAUUAUAUCCUGAAGACCACCGAUCAAGAAAAGCUGUUUUACUUGGGUCAUAGCCAAGGUACCACAACCUUCUUUGUAAUGGCUAUAGAGGUACCCGAAUACCAGAACAAGAUCCAGGCGAUGUUUGCCAUGGCUCCUGUCGCUUAUUGCGGCAGAAUAACGAGUGCAGUUAUGCAGCUUCUUGCAAGGUUCAUGGAUUCCAUUGACAUGGUGUUGAAAUUUUUCGGUCUAUAUGAAUUCAUUCCUACCGACGAAGGGAUGAAAGAAUUCCAAAAAUUAAUAUGUGCGGAAGACGCCAUCACGCAACCCUUCUGCUCGAAUCUGCUCUUCCUAAUCGCUGGAUAUAACAAGGAGCAGUUUAAUAAGACUCUUUUACCGAUAAUCUUGGGACAUAUUCCCGCUGGUGCAUCAACGAAGCAAAUAAUGCAUUAUGCGCAACUUGUCAAAAGUGGACAGUUUAGACAAUACGAUUAUGGAUGGCUCGAUAAUAAAAGGAAAUACGGUUCAUUUAGUCCACCGAUUUAUGAUCUAAAAAAAAUACAAGUACCAGUCUCAUUGCAUUACAGCAGCAACGAUUGGUUGGCGAACAUUAAGGACGUGAAUAAAUUAUACACAGAACUUGGCAAUCCUUACGGUAAACUCCGAGUUCCACAUGAUAAAUUCAACCAUUUGGAUUAUAUGUGGGCUAACGAUGUAAAGAGCCUUCUGUAUGACAAGAUACUAAGCCUAAUGACACAUUUCCGAAAAUAAACAUCCGAUUGUUUAUAGUAAAACUUUGCAAAAAUUAAUGUACAAUUUUUUUGAGGGAAGGGGAGGAGAGAUCGCGCAAUAACAUCCCUCGAUAUUUUUCCUUGCUUAUAUGCGUAUUGGAUCAGUGGCAAGAAAAUGGAUCGACACUCGACCAUUAUUACAGAUCAAGCGAUUUGCGAUUAUCGGAUAAAUCCUCUCUGCCACUGAGCGAAUACCAGGUUCUUUUCUAUUCGCCCUAACAGCAUAAAGUAUUCUAUGAAAAAAAAAACUUAUGAUAAUGUUUGCGAGGAAUUAAUAAUAAUUUUUUUAGUUGCGUGUCAUUUUCUACUUGCGUCCCAAAAAAAUUUAAUCUGUAAUAUAAUUAAAGUUUCACUUUCAAUCGAAUCUAAGUUCAACCAUGGCAAACUAUAUAUAAGCAAUAUUUCAAUACUCCUGCGAUAUUAUCUAUUUCUCUAAUUGUUCCAAAUUUCAGUUAUCAAGAAUAAUGUGAUAAUAAAUUAAUGAAUAUAAAAUAUUUUCUGAAGAAAAAUGUAAAAAAAUAUUUUUGUAGCUUUUUAACUCGUGUCUUUAUAAGAUUGAAAAGCAUAUAUCUAUGAUUGUAUCUAUAAUUAUAUACUAACAAUAUAUAAUUAUGUUAAAAAUCAAAUAAUGUAUCAAUAAGUUGAUCUAAAAUGGAUAUUAAUAAAUAUAAUAUUACUGUUAUCGAUCUUAAUUUCAAUAAAAUGAAGAAAGCGCAUAUAUAUUUUACAGAAAAAUAAUUCUAAUAAUUCGAAAAAUUAUUAGGAGGUUGUAAAAGAAGGUAAACAUCGCUUUGACAUGUACAAGAAUAUACAUAUAUAAAUACAAACGUGUGCGUGAUAUUGCAAAAGCGCCCAUAUAUUGGUAGUUAGGGACGGAGAUAUAGGUGAAAUAUAGGCGAACUUAACAAAGUUACACAAAUUAUACAGGACACCACAGGUAGUUAUCUAGUCGGUCAUUCUAUAUUGUGAGUCGCAAGGUUGAAUUUUAUCGAGAGAACGCAUUAUUGAUGUCUCGCAACAUCAUGUGCGUAGGUGUCCAUGUGUGCGUAGGAUAGGAAGCUGUCGUAUGCGCGCGAAUACGAGUGUCCGCGAUUACAAUCCAUUUUCCCCUCUCUGUUAUUUUAGCUUCAUAAUUUUCGAAAAAAUUCGACCUCAUGAUAUUCAAUAUCGCACUUUUUAUAGGAUAAUUUCGCUUUCCGUUCUACCUAAACUACCUGUACAUUUUGCGCCUCGCAGAAAAGGAAAGUACAUCGUUUCGUUGUGUGGAACUGAUUUUUAUUGUUAAGCACAAUAAUAUCCAUCUGCUUUUACCGCAUCUUCUGCAUGCAGACUCGAUCGCGAAAGUAUAUCUCGAGAUCGGCGAUGGUGGAAAAUACAGAGUGAUUCCCACGUCGAGAAGCUCGACUCUCCAAAAAAUACGUACAUUGUCAUACUAGUGACACAUUUAGUUUUUUACUUAUUAGAUCGUAUCUUCGAGAUAAUACGAAAAAUAUUUCAAUUUCAGAUACUUUGCAAUGUUUUGAAAUGUUGGCAAGCGAGUAUGACAACCGCUGCCUUAACAGCGUAACAGGUUCUUCGGCAGGUUCAUUUAGAACAUCUAUUAACAACAUACUUCUUGAACCAAUCUCAUGUAGCAAGUACGGCGAAAGCAUAACGUACAUCAUAUAACACCGUAAAAGUACAGCUCACAUCCUGUGUGUUACUAUUUAUAUAUGCAAUAUUUAUGCAUCUCAAUAAAACUGCUGGAAUAUAUGUACAAUAUAAAUAAAUUAAAAAGAACAUAAUAACAUGUUAAUCAACUCAGAUAUUUUCAGAUAUUCUCGGUAACAAGUCGAUUUUCAGUAUUUGAUUCUUUUUUUUUUUUAUAUCCGUCAUGGUUUUACUUUUGAACACUUUCUGCUACACAUAUUUGCUACUUAUAAAAGUGGCAUUGUGUGAAUAUUUCUAUUAAAAAAAAAAGGAUUAUGCAUGGUGUGAUAGUAUUUUUGUUAUUAUUUAAUAGUCAGUCUAAAAUUUGAACAAUGUAGCAACGUUUAUGAUAAUCAAAUACUGCAUGAAAAAUUGUUUGAAGAUUGCACUAUAUAUAAAUAGUAUAUUAUAUGUAUAAUCUAUAUUUAUUAUAUAUAUAUAUAUAUAUAUAUAAGUACCAUAAUAUGGAGUGUUGAAUAUUACAUAAAAGAUAGAAUUUAAUGAGCAGAAGGUGAUAUCUUUUUUCUCUGGAAACGAAUGUUAUACCCCAAGUAUACAUCGUCUCGAGAUAAAAUUUUCUUUUUUUGCCUUUUUUGCAUUGUAAUCUGUGCACAAUAUAAAAAUUAUGAAGGUAGAGCAAUGAACGAGUCAGAUAUUGUUAUUUAAUAGCAUGUUAGUUUUAUAUCGAUCGAAAUAAAGUUGUUAUUAAUAAGAGUACGUGUACGAUAAUGAUAUCGUACAUCGCGAGAGAGAUUGAGCUCUUUUUUUUUU
Formica exsecta is the source of this 4120-nucleotide messenger RNA. RefSeq names its product lipase 3-like. The record is from RefSeq and is a predicted model, not a curated record. Gene Ontology annotation, biological process: lipid metabolic process. The transcript is spliced from 8 exons. Bases 351 to 1640 code for a protein of 429 amino acids. Lineage: Eukaryota; Metazoa; Arthropoda; Insecta; Hymenoptera; Formicidae. Gene Ontology annotation, molecular function: hydrolase activity, acting on ester bonds.